This is a messenger RNA of Triticum turgidum subsp. durum (durum wheat), 1824 nucleotides long. The record is from the annotation of a GenBank genome assembly. Lineage: Eukaryota; Viridiplantae; Streptophyta; Magnoliopsida; Poales; Poaceae.
AUGUGGACAAAUGGGCGUAGCAAAAAACAAUACCAUCACUUUGGCGAUGUGGUCACAUUCGACACAACAUACAAGACCAAUCUAUAUGAUAUGCCAUUCGGAAUUUUUGUUGGCGUGAACAACCACUUCCAGAGUGUGUUGUAUGCUGGUGUGCUCAUGCGAGAUGAGACGGUCGACACUUUCAAAUGGAUUUUUGAUGAGUUUGUGAAGAUGAUGGGAGGGAAAAGACCAAUUACAAUUUUGACAGACCAAGCCAGGGCGAUGGAAGUCGCCAUUGAGGAAAUAUAUCUAGAUGCAACACACAGAUGGUGCAAGUGGCACAUCCUGAAGAAGGCCAAAGAGAGCCUGGGGUCUAAUUACACAAAGAAGUCUGAUUUCAGGGCAGAAUUCCACAAGUUGGUCCACGAGAUGCUCACCAUCGAGGAGUUCGAGGACGGGUGGGUAGAGUUGCUUGAGAAGUACUCACUGACUAAGAAGACGUACCUGACGCAAAUUUACGAAACAAGGCAGAAAUGGGCCAAACCAUACUUUGCAGGAAAAUUCUGUGCCAGGCAAACCAGUACUGGAAGGAGUGAGAGCGCAAAUCACAUGUUGAAACAAUAUGUUCCACCUUCUUGCUCAAUGAAUCUUUUUGUCAAGCAAUAUAACAAGCUGCAGUUUGACCGUGAACAAGAAGAAGGGUUCCAGGAGAAACGAACCAGGCUGAGUGGAGCUGUCUUGAAGGUCAACACCCCACUAGAAGUGCACGCUAGCAAGAUUUACACCAGGAAGAUGUUUGAGAUUUUUGGAGGAAUAUUGUAUGAAUCCGGAAGCUAUGAUGUAGAAGAGAUCAUACCAAAGCAGAAAUACAUGGUGACCCACGUCAAGGCUGAAAAGCAAGAGAAAUGGUUCAAAUGCCGAUAUGAGGUCAAUGUGUUUGAUAAUCUGGGGUAUUUCUCGUGCAUAUGCGACCUGUUCGAGCACAUGGGUAUGGUCUGCUGUCACUCGCUGCAGGUCAUGAAUGUGCUCCGGCUUAGGGAGAUUCCCCACAGGCACAUCUUGAAGAGGUGGAGCAUACAUGGCAGAGAUAAUUUGCCGGAUCAUCUCAAACAUUACCAACAGGACAUGGGCCCGCCGGACGCACCCACUUAUAGACAUUCUGCUUUGUACAUCACUGCCCUGGAGGUGGUUAAAAUGGGCGACAUAAACCAAGAAGCAUGCAAAUUCAUGUUGGAUGGAUUGGUGGAUCUUAGGGAGAGAGGAGCUGAGAUUAGCGCACCAAAUGAUGGCCUAGGCAUCGUUGAGCAGCAGGUCUCGAACAAUGGAGUUGCGGGUGGUUGCAGCAAGAAAACCAAGACUUGUAAGGCGGCGUGCUCUGUAAGAAGUGUUGAAGGGAAUCACAUAACGGCCAUAGGAGAAACAUCGGUGUCGGUUCAUCCACCAGCAAACCAAGGCGAGGGGGCACCGACGUCCAAAGACAUGGCAUCAGAAGGAUCCUGUCCAAAUGCAGAUAGCUACAAUUCAGACUUUUCUGAGGCUGCAUCCAGGUUUACUGUCAAUCUGGAUGAGAGUCUGCUUGCACCAGAAAGGAAAAAGAAACGUGGCCGGCCAACAACAAGCAGGGACAAGGCUCCAUAUGAGAAGGGAAGCAACAAAAGAUCAAGGUUUUGUUCAAUCUGUAGGGGCAAAGGCCACAAGUCAAGCACCUGCCCCGACCGUGGUGACGCCCCUAGAAAAGAAAGGAAAGUGGGCACAUGCAGCAAGUGUGGAGUGCCUGGGCAUAGGAAAACAACAUGCAGCAAGCCGCUCUUGUCCUCGAUGGCCGGUGUUCCUCCAUCUCAUUAG